Molecule: messenger RNA, 675 nt
Organism: Linepithema humile (Argentine ant)
Lineage: Eukaryota; Metazoa; Arthropoda; Insecta; Hymenoptera; Formicidae
Source: RefSeq, a predicted model, not a curated record
AUGGUUAUUUGCUCGGCCUACUUCUCUCAUGACGAGGGGGAGGCGGUGCCGCCUGCACCGGUGAUAAAACUGGCAGAAUACUGCCAGGAGAAACGGCUUCCCCUGAUCAUGGGAUGUGACGCUAACGCGCAUCACACCGUGUGGGGAAGCUCGGACACCAACGAAAGAGGAAGAAAAGUGUUGAAGUUCCUAGCAUCUACGGAUCUGGAGAUCUUCAACACAGGAGACGAGCCCACCUUCUGCACUAUAGCGAGAAGAGAAGUGCUCGACAUCACUGUCUGUUCCAGGCAGUUGAUACAGGAGGUAGUGGAGUGGAGGGUCUCGACGGAGCCCUCGCUCUCUGACCAUAGGCAGAUCACCUUCAGGAUAGCUAAGGCUAGGGAGAAGGAGGUCAAAUUCAGGAACCCGAGGAAAACCAAGUGGGACUCCUAUAGGGAAGACCUGGCCAGCAGUCUCAGAGGCUUCCCUAAGAGGCACGGGACAGAAGACGAACUGGAGACCUGUGUGGACUACUUGCAGAGGUCUCUGGUAAACUGCUACGAAAGUAAUUGCCCCGAAAGGGCGGUUACAAAUGAUAGAGGAACUUCCUGGUGGACCCCUGGACUGCAGGGUCUCAGAGUGGCGGCUUGUAGGGUCUGGAACAGAGCUAGGAACACGGACCGCCAAUCCGACUAG